ACGCCCACGUUGUCGCGGUGCAAAUCUAAAAGUACCUAUAAUUAAUCAUACCGUGCAUUACCUGUGGCAAGAGCACCACUGGCACUAAAUACUACCGUGCGGAAGAGAAACUUUCAUCGAAUACGAGAGCUCAAACUCAACAGGCGCACGAGAAUGGCAGUGCCAAUCAGCAUUCUUUUACGGAGGCUAAACGAUGACACAUCUACACUCGAUUUCACGAGACUCCAGGAUUUAUAAAUACAUGUACAAAAAACUUGCAAGCCUUCCUUAUAGUAAGUUACUAGAGGCGGACGUCGUUCCCCUAGCUCCAAAUCUCUGAGAACGUUUUGGGUGUGAUGUUAACAAAAUCCGGCGGGAAAGCGGUGGCCGUAUCUUGUCGUCUGCGGCGUUGACUUAUCGGUUCUGAUAUUUCAAACGAAAACUCCUCUUCCACAAAUCAGCGAAUAUUACCCUCGCUUGCGGAAUACCGUCCUGUACUUCAUUAGGCUUUGUCGAGUGUGUGUGUGUAUUGAGGAGAGUAGUCAUGGCUUGUGGACUGGAUCAAAGUUGGGGAGUUAUGAGCUGUUUUGGGUCACUGCUCACCGUGAUUUUGUUGGAGGUUUCAUUGUUUACCACAGGGGUUACUUCUGUUUCCAUGUUCCCCAUAGAUCCCUCCAUCUCAGAGAGCCCUCGAGCAGCGUUCAUAGAAACGAUGAAUUACCUGUUCGAGUUCGGCUACCUCACCGUUCCCCUGGGGAAGUCGCCGGGUCCUACUGCCAUCUCGAAUGCGGUGUCUGACCUACAGUCUUUCAUGGACAUCACACCGUCAGGUACCAUGGGUCAGGUGGACAAGAAGACUUUAGACACUGUCAGGACUCCAAGGUGUGGUCUCAAGGAUCCUAUCAAACAAAUGUCUGGAGGAGACCCUGAUGCUGUUCUGCAUACGCGGUUUGGACCAAAGUGGAACAAGACUGAGUUAGUUUAUAAGAUUUUCAAGUUUCCACAGAACGUCAAGAAGUCCCAGUACCGUAACGAAAUAGCACGAGCCUUCCAGCUUUGGAGUAACGUCACACCGCUGACGUUUCGGGAAGUGAACCGGCGAGCUUCGGCAGACAUCGAUAUUCGGUUUGUUUCGGGUUUUCAUCAAGAUGAUUACCCGUUUUAUGGAGCGAUGGGCGUGGUGGGUCAUCCCAUGGUCGAGGAGAUGUACGAACAUGUCGUCAGGAUCGACGUAGACGCAGAUGAACAGUUUACAUUUGACCGCGCAGACGGUAUCAAUCUCCUCCAAGUGAUGUUGCAUCAGAUUGGCCACGCCCUGGGGUUAGGGCACUCUUCCGAUCAUAUCUCCAUCAUGUCUCCAUGCGUCAAACCAUAUAUUCCCAACUUUACGCUUACAGAGACAGAUGUCACUGGUAUUCAAUCAAUAUACGGUUUACCGAAUUCACCGACAGACCCUAUUUCUCCAGCCGGUAUGAGGCUACCUAGUCCGAUCGUCCAGCAUAGUGAACCCAGGUACCUCUGUGAGGAAAGACCUCUUGAUGCAGUCGCUAUUUUGGCAGGAGAAAUCUAUGCUUUCAAGGGUAAUAGAUACUGGCAGUUUUCAUCUCCUAAUGAUCUGUUAUCACCUAUCAGUGGUAGCCUGAUAUCAGACCGAUGGCCUGGUCUACCGGCUGGGAUAGCUGCUGUAUAUCAGAGGAACACUGAUAAUAAAGCUGUCUUUAUUAGAGCUGGUCGGAUGUGGAUCUAUGACAUCCACCCCAAAACAGUAAGUGAUUCCACAGCACCCUACACCCAGGUCCAUCUCCGAGAACUUGGUCUACCUAGGACCAUAGACAUGGCCCUGUCCUGUCCCUCCUGGCCCCAGUCUACAUACUUCCUCAAGAAAGGCAAGGUAUGGCACUACAGCGACCUCACCGGGUCUAUCUUGGAAGGUCCACUGCAGAUCCAGAACCUGUGGAAUGGUCUACCGACAAGACGCAUGGAUGCCGCUUUCACUUACAAUGGUAAUUCAUAUUUCAUCCUGGACGAUCAGUACUGGAAAGUGGAUCACAUGACUAACAGAGUGUCCCCUGGGUACCCCAAGAACUUUCAUACAGACUUUCUGGGUUGCUGAAUGGACCAAUUAUAAAUAUUCUUCCUAUAAACAUCAAACUUUCAACCAAUCAGGGGUAACUUCAAUACAGUUCAACAGCCAGCAACAGAACUACUUAGGCCAGUUUUUCAAGUUUAAAUCUUACAUCAUUACACCAUGACCUCACUGAGCAGAACUGUUAUUAGUCACUGGCAACCUGAAGGGAUGUCAGUCACUAGUGGAGGCGUAUAUAGACUAGCUUGAACUGAACUGACUAUAAUCACAUAUACAUCACUAAAAGUAUUCCUUGCAUCAAAAUUUACCGCUUAUCACUGGCAACCUGAAAGAAGUUUAGCAGCCAAAAAUAGAAAAGAAUCUUUAAAGUAGACAUGCACUGACCGAUCAUACAUCCCUAUUCAUAGAGAUAAGAUCUGUCCACCAAUCACACACUGGCAACCUGAAUGAAG
Messenger RNA from Strongylocentrotus purpuratus (purple sea urchin), 2517 nucleotides. Its product is annotated as 72 kDa type IV collagenase. The record is from RefSeq and is a predicted model, not a curated record. Gene Ontology annotation, molecular function: zinc ion binding; metalloendopeptidase activity. Gene Ontology annotation, biological process: proteolysis; extracellular matrix organization; collagen catabolic process. Gene Ontology annotation, cellular component: extracellular matrix. The coding region runs from base 524 to 2092 and encodes 522 amino acids. The transcript is spliced from 8 exons. NCBI's taxonomy places the organism in Eukaryota, Metazoa, Echinodermata, Echinoidea, Camarodonta, Strongylocentrotidae.